AUGGGGAGGAGGACAGCAGAAUCAGAUGGGGCAGACUUAAAUGGUGUGCAUAGAGAAUAUUGUGAUGUUAUUUUUCAAAAUGAGCAGUUGUUUGCAUUGGCUGGGGAUGGCUCGGUUGAAGUUGGGACUUCAACAAAGAUUGAAAAGGCGGAUAUAAUGCAAGACUUUUCCAUUUACAAGUAUUCUACUCAGAAUUAUCUGGUGGAGUCAUUGGGUGAGAUUUGGUAUGUGGGGAGAGUGAUAGGGAACUUUGUUAAUCAUGAGGGCAUAGUCAUUGGUCAGGGGAAUCUUCCUGAGGGGUUUGCUGUUAUUUGUCCCUAUAGAACUCUGCGGUUUUACGUCCUAAAGUUGAACAUCACUGCCAAAAGAAUUGGAAGAAACUCAAUUUACUUCACAGAUGAUCGUUGGAGGAAUAUAAAUUUCCAAUUAGACUCUGCUGAGGAUGGUUAUGGUGGUCAUGAUAAUGGAGUUUACAACAUAGGAAAUAAAGUUGUGAAGCCAUUUGAUCAGCUUGAUAAGUGGAAAAUUGAUCCACCGCCCCUUUGGAUUGUUCCUAAUCCAUGA
Messenger RNA from Prunus mume (Japanese apricot), 564 nucleotides. The record is from RefSeq and is a predicted model, not a curated record. Lineage: Eukaryota; Viridiplantae; Streptophyta; Magnoliopsida; Rosales; Rosaceae.